GCGUGCGUUAUCAUCCGGGAACUGUGCCAGUGGUAUGAGGCGCGCGGGGGUUGUACUCCGCUUUGAAAUUUUGUGUUCCCGCUGCAAACGAGUCCGUUUCUCAACCCACAGAUGAACUGCUGGGGUUGAGAUCAGCGCAGCAUGCCUGUCGUGCGGCGCACCAUGGCCCCUCUAGAGGAGCGCCGUCGCUGGAGUCCCAGUGGCCGUCGUGGUCACGGGGACCCCCUCUCCUCCGUGGUGCAUUACAACCAGGAUGUGAGGACACGGAGCCGAUGUCUUAGGCUGCCUCCAAAUGAUGUAAACACUCCUUGCAAAGCAAAGAAACGGCAUGAGAAACCACAAUUCAAGGUCCCAUGCAAAAACAGAAGCCCAGUGGUCAGAGAAGAUAAGCUCCAACAGAGGAAAAAGAAGAGGCGGAGAGAAGUGUGUUGUGACAGCAGUGACAACUUCAUCAGUAACAUUGUCCAGCAGGGAUGUCUAAAGAGCAGGAAUCUGGAGACCAGAAGUAAGACUGUGGAGGAAACCACUGAGUCAAUCCCAGCCGAUGCACUCUUCUCUCCAGCUUACCAGCUUUUUGAUGGAAGUGAGGGUAAGGAGGGCUUUCAGAGCAAUGCUGUCGUUGAUGGCACAGUCAGCUGUGACGUCGAGUCUCUUCCCAUCGAUGAGUUGGAAGUAUGCAGGCUGGCAGACAUGCGUCAAGAUGUAGUUCUCGACCCUGCCUACCCAGAGCAUAGCAAUGCACAGUGUCCCUCACCUGAGGAAGGUAGAGUAGCUGAGGAAUGGGACACCUUUGACCCGUACUAUUUCAUCAAGCAUCUUCCCCCGCUAAGUGCCGAAAUGCGGGCACGCUGUCCAGCUCUGCCACUUCGAACACGCAGCAGCCCAGAGUUCUCUCUUGUGUUAGAUUUGGACGAGACACUCGUGCACUGCAGCCUUGUGGAAAUGGAGGAUGCUACUUUCACCUUUCCAGUUACUUUUCAGGGAGUGGAAUACAAGGUGUUCGUGCGUACCCGACCGUUCUUCCGUGAGUUCCUUGAGCGUGUGUCCAAGAUCUUUGAGGUUAUCCUGUUCACGGCUUCCAAGAAAGUGUAUGCUGACAAGCUUCUCAACCUACUUGAUCCAGAGAGAAAGCUUAUCAGGUAUCGACUGUUUCGAGAGCAUUGUGUCUGCGUAAGUGGGAACUAUAUCAAGGACCUCACCAUCUUGGGCAGAGAUCUGGCCAAGACUAUCAUCAUUGACAAUUCUCCACAGGCCUUUGGUUACCAGCUUGAGAAUGGCAUUCCCAUUGAAUCAUGGUUCGUGGACAGGAGUGAUAGGGAACUGCUGAAGCUGCUUCCAUUCCUGGAAAGCCUCGUUGCUAUGAGAGAUGAUGUAAGGCCUCACAUCUGCAACAAGUAUCACUUGGCUAGCUUCCUCCCACCGGACUAGAGACCACUCUCCGCAUAUCCUUACCCACCUCUGCAGCUGGAUAGACCACCACGUUCAUCUAAUCAACAGGGGGUCUUCACUGGUUUUUAUGAUGCAUGACAGGAAUACUGCGCAUGUUUUCAGCUGCUUUCAUUGCAUUGUUAUCAUUCUCAUUGGUGUCAGUUGCCAAGUGCCAGUCUUGGUACCUUCUGUCCUCAGCUGCAUCUACCUUUGUAUUGGGACAGUGUACAAAAAUUUAGAAGCACUAAUUAAGAUACGGCUACACAACUCAAAAGAUGCUAAGGUUUUGCGACUGCAAAGCAUAACUCUCACACGGCAGAAAUCAGCUUAACCGCCUUGUGAUUACUCUUCAGACAGCUUCCUUACAUGAACCAUGGCAUAUCAUCCCGCAGGUGCACAACAUUGGUAAGGUCCACGUAAAAGUUACUAAUCAUCAGGGAACAAAUGCUUUACCUGUUCGACUUUCUGCCAGUAGUUGCACCACUGUUAACACACACGAAAAAGUAGUUAAGACACAUGGAUCAUUUACCUUCCGUUCAUUUCAAGCCCAGUCUGUCACAAGUUUCUAACUAUUUUGAAUGCAUAUUUCUGCAAGUAAAUUUAAAUAGUUGAUACAUUUUCACUGAUGAGUGGUGAAAACACAUGAUGAUGGCAUCACAUGUAAAUCACAUCAAUUGAGACGCUCCACCAUGAUAUGGUUGCUACCCAGGGCACUCUUCAAGAAUACUACAGCAGGACUGAGCAGAUUGCAACCCCACAAUUUUUGACUCUCACUCUUUUUUGAUAGAAACAUUUGUAUGUUGCUAUUGUUUUCAAAUGAAGAGAGCUGAUAAAAUUCUGUAAUGUGAAUGGUUGCAUUAAACAAAGCAGAGAAGACAGCA
Ornithodoros turicata is the source of this 2309-nucleotide messenger RNA. RefSeq names its product CTD small phosphatase-like protein 2-A. The transcript has 13 exons. The record is from RefSeq and is a predicted model, not a curated record. Lineage: Eukaryota; Metazoa; Arthropoda; Arachnida; Ixodida; Argasidae. Bases 142 to 1428 code for a protein of 428 amino acids. Gene Ontology annotation, molecular function: phosphoprotein phosphatase activity.